Messenger RNA from Thelazia callipaeda (thelaziosis nematode), 552 nucleotides. NCBI's taxonomy places the organism in Eukaryota, Metazoa, Nematoda, Chromadorea, Rhabditida, Thelaziidae. The record is from the annotation of a GenBank genome assembly.
AUGGUCAUUUCAUUGGCUCGGUGUACGAGAAAAUCAGGAUUGAUUCUAUCUUUCAAUGAGAUUUUUUCACGUGCUUUACGUGGUACAUGUCUGAGUGAUAAGGACUUAUUCCUGUCGUGUGCUACAUCUCAAUUGUUGGCAUCUUCUCGACAUUACGCAGCUGUGGGGUCCAAAAUUAUUCCUGAUAAAGAGGACAAAAGUUUCAUUGACUUUAAUGCAGAAAAGUUGUGUAGCCAUGACAAAUUUGUAGAAAAAUGUUUGAGUCAUAGAUUUUAUCAAAAUGUUGUUACAGGUGGUGAGGAUCCAAAAAUUUUACCGGAUUCUGAAUAUCCUUCCUGGCUUUUUGAGUUAAAAUUAGAGCGAAAAAAAGAAUUAGAAGAUUUGGAUCCUGAAGUUGACGGUUGGCUUUAUUGGAGAGAAUAUAGAUUGAGACAACUGCGUCAAAUUCAUCGUAUCGAGAAACUCAAACCAAAAUUUAUCAAUUUACAGAAUUCACCAACAAUGUGGAGAAGUGGUUAUCGAGGAAAAAAGACUUCACUCUACCAAAUAUAA